AUAUUUUCAUCAGGCACCGAAAAUUUGUUCCAAGGAAACAAAUAAUCACGUGUUACCACCAGUCACUUAUGUUUUUGUUUUGUCUUUUUUUUUUGCCAGAGUUGAAUUAGAAGUGCUCCAGCUGCCUCACUCCUCAGCUUACUCCCGCUUGCGAACACACAUACACACUUCCCGCCACCUGCACUCCUAAGAGGGUUAUACUCAUCAUGGCUGACACGGUGCAAUUCUACAUGGAGGAGAUGAUCCCCGAAAUGAGGGAUCUCGAGCAGAAGGGUAUCUUUUCCAAGAAAGAGAUUAAAUCUAUCCUUAAGAAGCGCGAAAAGUUCGAAUACGCACUCAAGCGCAGAAUUUCCAAGAAGGCCGACUUUCUUCGUUAUAUUGAAUACGAGAUGAACCUGGAGGCAUUGCGAAAGAAGCGGCGUGCCAGGAUGGUCUCGAAUACCAAGCAGUCGAUCUCGGACUAUGCUGGACCUCGUCGCAUCUACUUUAUCUACAAACGCUGUCUCACUAAGUUCAAGGGUGACAUCUCGAUCUGGCUUCAGUACAUAAAUUACGCAAAGAAGACAGGGGCAAGCAGGACUCUUGGCAAAAUCUUUGCACAGGCGAUCCAACUUCAUCCUAUGAAUGAAAAGAUGUGGAUUUUGGCUGCUGCGUGGGAAUGGGAAGAAAACGCAAACAUUGUUGCCGCCAGAGUCUUACUGCAGCGUGCGCUCCGCCUCAACGCCACUACAGAGACCCUUUGGCAUGAGUAUUUUCGCCUGGAGCUCGUGUAUAUCGCAAAGAUCCUUGCACGUCGCGAGGUGCUCGGAAUCGACGCAUCGCCGGAGGAAAUCGAGAAGAGUUUAUUGGAGAACAAGGAGGUUGACACAGACAACAUGAUCAAGCUGCCAAGCGUCACUGGAGAAGAGUUCGAGGCAUUUAUCAAGGACGCGGAGGAUGAGAGUGGAGAUGGAAAAUCGACUUCGAAUAAGAAACAGAAAUCUAAAAAUGGCAAAAAGGAGAAGGCACUGGAGCCCUUGACGGAAGAGAAGGCGGAGACGUACAGGGCUGAGGCGAAUCCUGUGCUUCGUGGAGAGGUCGCCAUGGUUGUUUACAGGAAUGCUGUUAAAGAGAUUCCUGACUCGUUCCCCUUCCGCAAGGGAUUCCUGGAUAUUGCCAAUUCGUUUAUCAAACCCAAACCUUUGAAGGAAAACUCAAUCCAGUACAUCUAUGACUCCAUUGAGCAGGACUUCAAGAACUUACCAGAGGCUCGCGCCCUUGUGGCCAGACGUGCCAUUGACGCCUACAAGGUCGAUGAGGAGGGCUACGCCAAAGGUGUUGCCGAGACAGUCAAAGAAUUUUGGCAGAUUUGCGAGAAUGGAGGUACCAAGACGUGGGAGCUUUUUGUUGAGAACAUGGAAGCUGAGUAUCAUAGGACUCAGGAAGAAAACUUGAAACUGUAUUUCUCGAAAAUGAUUGACAGGAUCAUUUCUUCCGCUAACAAGAAGAAGAUCCACUCAGAAAGACUGUAUCUGCUUCAAAUCAACUGGAUCCUUUCGACAUCAACACUGUCUGUCGAGACCACCUCCAAGAAUGUUCUUGCUAUCCUGGACAAAGCGGUCCCACAGUACCCCGAUUCCAGGACCCUCGUUCUGCAGCAGAUUCGGCUUUUGCGAUCGCUGUCCCAAUCGGAGCAAAUGACAAGUCUUCCAGUAAUUUUUGCUCAUGCUCUAAAAACUCACUCGGAGAGCUUUGAUAUAUGGCGCGAGUAUAUCUCAUUCAUUCGAACCGCAUACCGUGAGGGCGACAUGACCCAGGAGCAGGUUGAGGAGGCCUUCUUGGAAGCGAUCCACACUACGACAGCAUUACUACCCGAUGUUACAGAGGAGAGAGCAGAAAUUGGACAUAUCAAACAGGGUGUUGGUGCAUGGUUCCUGGACUGGAUAAAUGAGACCGAAGGCAUUACAGGAGUACGUCGUGUAUAUCAGUCAUUGAUGAAGAAAAGUCUACCAGAGCUGACCUUCUUCAUGACGUGCGUCCACCUGGAGAAGAAGAACUCUGUGGACGAAGUGGCUUCGAAAAAGGCAAUCGCAAUGCUUUACGAAAAGGCCAUUCAUGCCGACGAGAAGAACGAAGACACAUACCUGUCCUUCCUAAAGUACUUGAACGAGACUGGACAAAUUGAGGAGGCCAACAAGGUUCUGUGGAGAGCAGGCAAGGCUGUCGCCGAUAAGGAUGCUUUCUCUCAGCGGUACAACGAGAUGCUUGAGGGUCGAUGGACUGAGCCCUCGUUUGGAGCCGCGGAACUGGAUUUGGACAUGGGCAUGGAUCCACAAGACCCCGAUGAGAUCAUGUCAUCAUGAGAAGAGAAGCAUUUUAGAAAACAUAAUAAAAAAGCCCAGUCAUUAUUCUGCAU
Gamsiella multidivaricata is the source of this 2395-nucleotide messenger RNA. Its product is annotated as U3 small nucleolar RNA-associated protein 6-domain-containing protein. Bases 207 to 2342 code for a protein of 711 amino acids. Gene Ontology annotation, cellular component: small-subunit processome; Pwp2p-containing subcomplex of 90S preribosome. Gene Ontology annotation, molecular function: snoRNA binding; protein binding. The record is from RefSeq and is a predicted model, not a curated record. Gene Ontology annotation, biological process: maturation of SSU-rRNA from tricistronic rRNA transcript (SSU-rRNA, 5.8S rRNA, LSU-rRNA). NCBI's taxonomy places the organism in Eukaryota, Fungi, Mortierellomycota, Mortierellomycetes, Mortierellales, Mortierellaceae. The transcript has 5 exons.